Messenger RNA from Gallus gallus (chicken), 3310 nucleotides. Its product is annotated as zinc finger protein 664-like. The coding region runs from base 600 to 1874 and encodes 424 amino acids. Gene Ontology annotation, biological process: regulation of transcription by RNA polymerase II. Lineage: Eukaryota; Metazoa; Chordata; Aves; Galliformes; Phasianidae. The transcript is spliced from 5 exons. Gene Ontology annotation, molecular function: RNA polymerase II cis-regulatory region sequence-specific DNA binding; DNA-binding transcription factor activity. The record is from RefSeq and is a predicted model, not a curated record.
AGUGCCCACAAGGGACGGGGCUGCCUGGCCGAGAAAGGACUGCUCAGCACGUGAGCGAUAGGAGCCCGGAGACAGAACUACACGUACACAGACCCUCCUUAAGGAAGGCGGUGAGGUGCUUUUUUUACCAAUGAAACGCAACCAAAUGCUGUAUGCCACUCUGCCCCAAUCCAGCGGCGCCCCGCCCAGGCAGUCGUCCCAGCCCAACUGAGCCCGGAACUCCUCUUCCCUCACGGCCACGGACGGCGUGUCUUCCGGCGGGGCGGGACGGGACGGGACGGGACUCAGCCUUCGCUUGGCUCCGCUGCUCUGUGUCCCCCACGCCUCGCUCUGCCCUGCCCUGCCCUCCCCUCUCCUGCUCUCCUCUUCUCCCCUCCCCUCCCCUCUCCUGGAGGUCUCUCCGAACGGCACCGUUGCCGCUGUGUCGCCUCCCGGGCUGCUGCUCCCGGCUCAUCCCGGGACGGCGCUCAGCCCUGUGGGCAGAGACGGAGCCGUCGGUGCCGCUUCCAGGAGAACGGCCGCCUCUUCCCAGCAGAGCAGGCUCCAGUUCAACUUGGUCCUUCCAGCCGUGAUUAUCCCAGGCUGCAGGAGAGCAGCAAAUGGCCACAGCACAUCGGUGUCAGGAGCCCGUGAGCUUUGCGGAGGUGGCCGUGUAUUUCAGCAGGGAGGAGUGGGCGCUGCUGGACCCUGCGCAGCGAGCGCUCUACCGGGACGUGAUGCUGGAGACGUACCAGUGCGUGGCCUGGCUGGCGCCACUUCCAGGCCCCAAACCCGGGCUGAUCUCCCUGCUUGAAGGAGGGGAAGACCCCUGGAUCCCAGGUGUGCGUAGCCCAGAGGCCGUGCCAGGAGACCUGGGCCCAGCAGGAAUUGCGAUUACGGAUAUACUGGAGGAUAUGCAGGAAAGUGGUGUGGCCGAAAGGCGGUGGGGUAGUGCCUGUGUGGGGGAAAUCAGAAGGGAUGUUGCAGGAGGCCUGGAGCAAGGUCAGGGUGAGCACAUCAAGAAGGCACUGGGAGAGCAUCUGGAAGAGAAAGGAAGGAGCCCGCUGGGCUUCAACAUAGGUGAAAAGCAGGCUGAAGGACCCAGGAGCAAGGAUGUGUGUCAGAUGAAAAAGCAGAAUCCAUGCACUGAGUGUGGGAAAAGCUUGGAAAUAAAUUCCAGUGUCAUUAACCACCAGUACAUGCACACAACGAAGAGCCUGUACAAGUGCUCCGAGUGUGGGAAUAGCUUCGAACGGAGAGCCAAACUAACACGCCUCCAACGCAUUAACGCAGGAUGGAGAGCCUACAAGUGCUGUGAGUGUGGGAAGAGCUUCAGCAGAAGUUCCCACCUCACCUGCCACCAACGCAUCCACACAGGAGAGAGACCCUUUCAGUGCUCUGAGUGUGGGAAGGGCUUCAACAGCAGUUACAACCUUACCUGCCACCAACGCAUCCACACAGGAGAGAGACCCUUUAAGUGCUCUGAGUGUGGGAAGUGCUUCAAACGCAGUUAUGAAUUGAAGUUGCACCUGCGCAUCCACACAGGGGAGAGACCCUACAAGUGCUCUGCUUGUGAGAAGAGCUUCAAAAGCAAUUCUGAAUUGAAGCAGCACCAGAGUACCCACACAGAGGAGAGACCCUACAAGUGCUCUGAGUGUGGGAAGUGCUUCAAAAGCUGUGCUGACUUGAAGCAGCACCAGCGCACCCACAGAGGAGAGAGACCCUUUCAGUGUCCUGUGUGUGGGAAGCACUUCGAAAGCAGUUCUGCCCUGAAGCGCCACCAGCGCAUCCACACAGGAGAGAGACCCUUUCAGUGUCCGGAGUGUGCAAAGAGCUUUAAACGCAGAUCUCAUCUCAACACUCACAAGUGCACCCACAGAGCACAACGGCUGUAGAAGCUCCCCAAGACUAUGGGAACCUUCCAAAGCAGUUCCAGCCUCGUUACCUUCCGGCACUGCCACAGAAGGUACAGAUCCUGCAGAGCCUCAAACUUGUGAGGAGCUUCAGCCAAAACCCCAGCCUGGUUACGACCUGUGGCUUUGUGUUUUGAACCUUACAAAUCCCUUGAGUAGAGGAAGAGCUCGGCAGCCAAAAUCCUUCUUCUCUGCUGCUCUUCUUUCUCCUCUUUGGAUGCGAAUUCUGCAUGUUGCUCUCUGUCAGCUGCAGUCAAGGUGUUGAGCGGACACUCAAAGGAGAGUCCAGAGUGGGAUGUGUCACAGCCACUGGAAACCCUCUGCCAGGUGGCACGUUUCUGCCAGGGCAGUGUGCAAGGACAGUCACCUCUUAUCUCCCCUGUAGACACUCACCUGCUGUGGGGCAACAGGUGAGGACCCAAAGGAAACCUCAGCUGGGCCGAUACGUUGCCAGGAAGGAAGAAAUUCUGUUGGCUGGGAGUGUGGGAAGAGCUUCAUCUGGAACUCAACCCUCAGGAGACCCCAGAGAACCAACGCCGGGGAGAGUCCCUGUGAGUGCCUUGACUGCAGGAAGAGAUCCGUCCAGAGCUGGGAGCUCAUCACACACCAGUGGAUCCACGUGAGGAACCCUACAGACGUGCAGCCUGCAAGAAGAGCUUUGGCCACAGCUCAAACCUGCUGAGGUAGCAGAGUGUCUGCAGUUGGGUGAAGUCCAGGACAUGCCUGCACCAGUGAGUUCACGUGGCAGGAAGCCUUAGCAAUGCCUCGAGUGUGAGAAGGGCUUUGUGCAGAGCACGAAGCUCCUCCCUUGCAGGAGAUGGCAGUCGUGGCAGAAGUCUACAAACAUCCCAUGUGUGGGAAGAGCUUCAACCACAGCUCCCAGCUGAGCAAGCACCAGGGGAUCCACUCACGGCAGAGACCAUAGAUGUGCCUGCACUGCAGGAAGAGCUUCAUCCAGAGCUCAGUCCUCGUUAAGCAUUGCCCAGUCCACGUGAGACGGUGGCCCUGCAAGUGUCUCUCCUACAGGAAGAGUUUCUCUCAGGGCUGGAACCUCAUUUCUCCCCACACAGGAAGAGCUGGCAAAGGAGAUGGCAUCGCUGGCACCCUCUGCAGAAGGGACUUAACCCAGGAGCUUCAGAUGGCCUUUCCUUGCUUCCCAAAGCAGUUCUCUCAGCAUGCCCACGUUCCUCUUCUGCUCUUCCUGCCUGCAGCUUUUUGAUGCCAUUUCCUUAGGAGAAGCGGCUGUGUGGGGAUGUUCUGUGUGUCUGUGUGCGUGUGUUGCUCUCAGUAAUUUCUGAGUGCGCAGACGAAUGUGAGAGAAUGGUUAGGAGAGCAGUAAUGUGGCUCUUGGAGGUUUUCUGAGAAUCAUCUGUAGUGGAAAGGGAAGGGGGUGAAUAAAGUAGCUGAGUUGUUCUGGA